Drosophila kikkawai is the source of this 2385-nucleotide messenger RNA. RefSeq names its product thioredoxin domain-containing protein 3 homolog. Lineage: Eukaryota; Metazoa; Arthropoda; Insecta; Diptera; Drosophilidae. The record is from RefSeq and is a predicted model, not a curated record.
GAAACAAACUCACUUUCGCCCUGACACAGAGCCAGGCAAACAUGUUAACAAAAUUCGAAAGCAACUCGUAAAUUCUAGUUUCUUUUCUUUUCGGGGAAUCUGUUUAUAUAUCUAAAUUCGUAGGCAGGGAUGGCCAAGAAGGGUGGAGCGCAACAGCUGCAGGCUGAUCUGCAAACCGACGAGGAUCUCGAGCGUUUUAUCGAGCGUCCGGGAUUGCUGGUGCUGGACAUCUACUCGGAUUGGUGCGGACCCUGCUUGGGGCUGGUCGGCUCCCUGCGUAAGAUGAAGCUGGAGAUGGGCGGCGACAACAUGCAGCUGGCCAUUUGCAAGUCGGACACCAUCACGGCCCUGAAGCGGUUCAACAAAAAGAGUGAGCCCACCUGGCUGUUUGUGACCGGAGGCAAAGCUGUCAACAUCAUGUUCGGCUCUGACGUGCCCAAGCUGGUCGCCAUGGUAACCAAAGAGCUGGAGAAGUUGAUCCAGAAGACACCGCGCACCUACUACAGGCUCGACGAGCUCCAGCCGAUCGAGGUGGAGCAGCAGCGCCUCAAGAAGGAGGCCAUCGAGCGGGCGGAGCGCGCAGAGUGGGAGAUCAGGCACAAGAAGCAGGUGGACUACCUGACCGUGGUAACGGACUCCAUCAUGGAGAACAUGCCGGACAUCGGUGUGACGGUGUUCGGGCCGCAGGUCAAUCGCGACAUGUUCAAGAAGCUCACCGAGCCGGCCGAGGCGCUUAAGAUGCAGUGCAAGGAGCGCAAGGUCGUCCAGGUGACCACCGAUCAGUUCGAGGUGGUGAACUUCGCCUGCAAGAACCCCAUGUCGCCGGACGUCAUCGAACAGCUGGACCAGAAGGAGCUGCUCAUCUGCUUCUGGAAGAUCGACGAGAGCAUUGGCACCGUGCCGAAUGUCCUGAUGACAUAUGCCCACGAGCUGACCCGAGAGCGGGAGGAGGAGGCUGACGAUUUUCACGAGGAGCGCGUCCUGCCGCCCAUCAUUACCACCAUGAAGAUCAAGGUCGAGGUGGAGCUGAAGGAGGGCGAGGUGUGGGUCGAGGAGGUAAGCUCCGAGGAGGAACAAAAGGUGGCCAAGAGCAAGGCCAAGCCCAGGGGCAAAUCGGUGAUGCUGGAGGAGCUCCAUGCCGAGGACGAUGAAGCAAUUGCCGCCGAGGAGGAGGAGGAAGCCAGCGAGGAGGAGGUGACCGAGCCGGGCGGCGAUCCCAUGGCUGGCUUUCCAAGUAUGCCGGACUUUGACAUGGAUCUGGACGGUGCCGAGGAGGCCGUCGCUGAGGACGAGGAGAAGAUGGCGGAGGCCAAGGAGGAGGAGGAAGCCAAGCCGCCCACGCGCAUCAAGACGGUGAAGAUGCCGCCAAUCUGGGUGCCCAACAACCGUCGCACCCACGCCGCCCUUAUCUACGUCUUCUUCCGCGGCCAAACAACUGGCUUCCUGCCACCGGAUCCCAAGCCGGAGCAGCCGCACAUCAUCAUGGCCUUCGAUGCUUCCAAGCGCAAGGAGAUUCUGAACGUGGUCGAGCGCCACAAGGACGAGGUGCCACUCUACGGCUACUUUUCCAGCGCGGAUCCCGAGGAUACGGAGCUGAUAGCCAACUCCACAGAGAAAUACGAGGCCGGACCGCACAUGGACUCCGACAAGAUCGUCCUGAAGGUCAACAAGGUGCAGUCUUACAUGAUGCUAUCGCUGGUGUACUACGGCCCCAGUUACGUGAGUCCCAAUGUCACCGUCGGCAAGGACGAGGCCCUCAAGUUCUUCCCCGAGGACUACAAGCCCCAGGAGGAGGAGGUCGUGGCCGAGCCGGAGAAGAAGAAGAAGAAGGGGAAGAAGGGCGACCAGCGCGAUACAUUGGAUCCCGAGGCAGUCGCAGCGGCAGCAUCAGCAGCGGCGGCUGCAGCAGAAUCAACGGGCUCCGUCAUGGAAGCGGCGGGCGGCGCACCGGAAGGUGGAGAAGCUGCGCCAGCCGAAGGAGAAGAAGGUGCUGCAGCUCCUGCGGCACCUAUGGCCGAAGGAGAGGUACCACCAGCCGUGGAGGGAGAAGCACCGGAAGCAGCAGCUCCGCAAGCUGCCGGAGAGCCAGAAGUGGCGGCCGAAGCAGUUCCCCCAGAGGCAGCGUCAGAAGCGGCGCCACCAGCUCCUACGGAGGCGAUACCGCCACCGCCAGAAGCCGAGGCCGAGGCCCCAGCACCAGCUCCAGCUCCAGCGCCAGCCGAAGCCCCAGCCGAAGCUCCCCCAGCGGAAGCACCCGCCGAAGCCCCAGCAGAAGCUGCGCCGGCAGCCGAAUAGAUUGUGCACAGCUGUCCUGCAGCAUUAUUAACAAGGUUUUUCUUCUUUUUUUUUUUGUAAAAAAUUAAAAAAAAACAUUCUUUUUGUCAA